This is a messenger RNA of Amphibalanus amphitrite, 5134 nucleotides long. RefSeq lists its product as uncharacterized. Gene Ontology annotation, biological process: DNA integration. Gene Ontology annotation, molecular function: nucleic acid binding. The transcript has a single exon. NCBI's taxonomy places the organism in Eukaryota, Metazoa, Arthropoda, Thecostraca, Balanomorpha, Balanidae. The record is from RefSeq and is a predicted model, not a curated record. The coding region runs from base 328 to 4821 and encodes 1497 amino acids.
GCGCACCCGUGCCGCCGCCCCGGCUCGUGCCCGAGGCCUGAGUGCGCCCGUGCCGCCGCCGCCUGCCCCGGUCCGUAGCUGAGUGCGCCUGUGCCGCCGCCAGCUGAUUGGGCCCGCCGGACGACAAGACUGGCGCGGAUAGGCAGAGACGACGCACGCCAUUACGUUUGUUUACUUGGUGAUUAACGUAACGACUCAGGAAAGAGCUCUCGUAAUAAAUCUCGUUUAACUCAUUAAAUACAACUCUUUCAUUCGAACCGACCGAAACACAACAUGGCGCGGUCAGUAUUGUGAUUAUUAAGUGAUUGAGUUUUAAAGUAUAUAGACAUGAGUGAGAAUGAGAGUGAGGUGCAGACACUAUCGGCCCUGCUGCGGAGGCAGGCCGAGCUAUCAGCCCAGCGUGAGGAGCGCCUGACGAGCAUGAUGGAGAGCCUGAUGUCCAGGGAGCUCUCCACGGGAAUGGGAACGGACACGACUACCGACGCGGCGGGGGCUGAGCGAGGCGCUGACGGCCGUUCCACCACCGCCCGCCCAGCCGUCCGCCUGCCGGCUUCGGCGACCCCGGCCCCGUACCUGACCUCUUCAGCCUCACUGCGUGAGUUCACCGUAUGGACGGAGAAGGUGAAGGGCUAUUUUCUGCUGACCGGAGCCGGUGAACUACACGUGAAAGGCCAGCGCGCCGCGCUGCUAAGCUUGCUAGACGAAGACUGGCACCGAGUAAUCCGUUUCGGGCUCGACCUGACUGAGGACGCGACCCCGGACACCGUCAUGAACGCCAUGGAGGGUCACCUGCGGAAGCAAAGAAAUGUGCUGGUGGACCGCAGAGAGUUCUACGGGCGCGUGCAGGAGCCAGGCGAACGCUUCGACGAGUUCCUGUACGAAAUAAAGGAGCUCGCUUCAUUUUGUGACCUCUGCGAGCAUUGCAGUGACUCACAGAUUCGUGAUCGCAUUGUCUGUGGUGCGCGUGACGAAGACGCUGUGAGGCGUAUGCUUGAGGAGCCCGAGCUAACGCUGAAACGCGCAGUGGACAUUUGUCGCGCGAGUGAAAAUUCACGGAGCACAUGUGAAGACCUGCGCGGCAGCGAGGGCUACUCAGUGGCGCGCCUGUCAGCUUACAGGCGGGGUCGCAGCCGGCUACGUGCCGCCCCUGCCGCCGCCGCGACCUCCGACCGGCAGCGGUCGGCCCAGCGCUGCCCGACGUGCGGCCGCCGGCCACACGCCGACCCAGACACGUGCCGCGCCGCCAGCGCCAUCUGUCGAGCGUGCGGCGAACUGGGGCACUUUGCAGCGGUCUGCCGCCCGGUGCCGUCGGACCACACCGUCGCUGCUCCAGCCGGUGGCACCCCGCCGGGCCCCGCCCGCGGCCCGCCGGCGCACAGCGGCCGGCGAGGGCCGCACGGGCGAGAUAUCCAGCGAGUCAUCGCGGACAUACAUAUCAGCGGAGUCUGUACUCGUCCCGCGCCUACAGUCGAGAUUCAGCUGAUGCACCAGGCCGGGAGCAGCACGCUGAAAUGCACGCCGGACACAGGAGCUGAAGCAACGGUCAUGGGCGACGCCGUGGCUCGGUCGAUCGGCAUCGAUCUCUCCCAACUGCAGACCGACCACCGGGCCAAUUUCACCGCCGUUGGACAGCGCCCGCUCGACUGUCUCGGAGCGUUCGGCGCAGCGCUGAGGCUGGGUGACCGCUCCGCUGACGCAACCGUCUACGUCAUCAGCGGACUGACGGGGACACUGCUCAGCUGGUUCGAUUCGGUCGCCCUGGGGAUCCUGCCGGCGGACUUCCCUGCCCAGAUCCCGAACGCGACGCAGCACAAAACAGAUGGUCGACAGGUAGCGACAUCUACAAUAACCGACACGCCGACGGUGGCGCCCGUGGCGGUUGCCGCCGGCAACGCCGCGCCGUCGCCGGCAACGUGCUUGCCGACAUGGGAGGAGGACGGCGACCCGUCUGACGAGAUAAUAGCCGCCCAUGCAGCCGCGAUCGUGACCCACUACCCCCGAGUAUUCAGCUCGGACGGCCCGCUGCGGGAGAUGGACGGAGGAUCGAUGGUAAUCGAGCUGCGUGAAGAUGCCACUCCAACGGCCGUCACCGCCGCCCGUCCAGUGCCGUACGCCUGGAGAGCGGAUAUCAAGGCCCAGCUGGACGAACUGCAGGCCCGUGGUGUCAUUGCACCAGUGGACUACGCCACCGAGUGGUGCCACCCGAUGGUCGCUGUCGCCAAGCGGCCGUCCGGAGUGCGACUGUGUGUCGAUCUGACCCGGCUGAACCGGUUCGUAAAGCGGCCUACCUACCCAGUACGGCCUCCGCACGAUGCUGUGGCCGACAUCCCGGCCGGCAGCCGCUGGAUGACGACACUGGACGCCGCCAUGGGGUACUUCCAGGUACCGCUCGCCGAACCGUCUCAAGAUUUGACGUGUUUCAUCACGCCCUGGGGCCGUAUGAAAUUCCUGCGAGCGCCACAGGGGUGCGUGUCCGCCGGGGAUGAAUACAACCGGCGCGGUGACACGGCCCUCGGCGAUAUUCCGAACACGGUGAAGGUGGUGGACGACCUGCUGGCGUACGACGCCACCUACCGGGACCAUCUGGCGCACGUCAUCGCCGUGGUGCAGCGCUGUGACGAACGCGGUAUCACUCUGAACCCCAAGAAAUUCGUGUUCGCCAGGCACGAGGUGAACUACUGCGGCUACCGUAUCACGCCGGACGGAUACACAUCAGAUGGGGAGAAGCUUCGAGCUAUCGCCGACUUCCCGAGGCCCGAGAACGUGACCGAUCUGCGAUCGUUCAUGGGUCUGACGAACCAGCUCGGUGGCCUGUCAUCGGAGCUCGCACACGCCGCCCAGCCGCUUCGAGACCUACUGAAGGCGCGCCAUCUCUGGAGCUGGACGGCUCAGCACGAGGCGGCCUUUCUGCAAGUCAAAGCAGUGCUGGCCGCGCCACCCGUGAUGGCGUUCUUCGAUCCGAGCCUGCCGACUAUGCUGCAGACGGACGCCGCCCGGACCAAAGGACUCGGUUUCGCGCUGCUUCAGCGACACGGCGACGACUGGCGGCUCGUGCACUGCGGCUCCCGGUUCCUCACGGACACCGAGUCACGAUACGCCGUGGUGGAGAUCGAGCUGGCCGCCGUGCUGUGGGCGUGCCGGAAAUGUCACAUCUACCUCGCCGGCCUGCCGCACUUCACACUGAUCGUCGAUCAUCGGCCGCUGGUACCGAUUCUGAACCAGAAGCAGCUGAGUGAGAUCGAAAAUCCUCGCCUGCAAAGGAUGCGUGAGAAGCUGACGCCAUACUCCUUCACUGCCAGCUGGCAGAAAGGAUCCGAGCACCAGAUACCAGACGCGCUGUCACGCGCCCCAACCAGUGACCCGACCGCCGAUGACGAGGCCUCAGAGGAAGCAGAGGACACGCUCCACGCGGCUGUGAUCGCAGCCCUGCACGCCGAGCAGCAGAUGGAGGACGGUGCGCGCCUGGCGCCGCUCGUAGAUCCCAGCCUGGAGAGGAUCCGAGCCGCCGCCGACCGCGACCCCGAGUACGAGUCCCUGCGAGAGACAAUUCUGCACGGAUUCCCAGAGCACCGGCACGAGGUGCCCCCCUCCGUUCGACCGUACUGGGGUGUGCGGGGCAUGCUGGCGCUGGACGGUGGCCUGAUCGUGUACGGCCCCCGGCUGGUGAUCCCUGCCCGCCUCCGACGAGACAUCCUCGACCGCCUGCACCAGUCGCACCAGGGCAUCGAGAGAACAAAGCGCCGCGCCCGCCUCUGCGUGUACUGGCCGGGUAUCGACCGUGACGUCACCAACGUGGUGUCAUCCUGCCCGCGCUGCCGGCAGCUGGUGCCGAGCCACGCCAACGAGCCGCUGUGGCGGGAAGACGACCAGCCGAGCCGUGUGUUCGAGUCGGUCUCGGCGGACUAUUUUCAUGUCGCCGGCCGGACGUAUCUGGUGUAUGCAGACCGACUGUCCGGCUGGCCGUACGUGACCAUCUGCCCACGGACUGCAUCGGCAGAGCAUCUGACCCGCGAGCUGCGCGCGCUGUUCGCCCAGACUGGAGUACCGACAGUUCUGCGCACGGACGGCGGACCGCAGUUCACGUCUGGAACUCUGCGCCGCUUCCUGGGCCGCUGGGAGGUGCGACACGAAAUAUCGUCCCCACACUACCCGAGGUCAAACGGCCACGCCGAGGCGGCCGUAAAAACAGUGAAAAAGCUCAUCAUCACGGCGUCCACUGGCGGCCGGCUGGAUGACGAGCAGCUGAGCCGGGGACUGCUGGAGCUAAGGAACACGCCGCGCGCGGACGGCCGGUCUCCGGCGCAGGUGCUGUUCGGGCACCCGAUCCGGUCGUGUGUGCCGACCCACCACCGUGCGUUCGCGCCCGAGUGGCAGCGCGCUGCUGCUGAGUGUGAGCUGAAGGCCGCUGUGAACCGGGAGGCGGCGACGAGCCGCCAUGACGGGACGGCCCGUCCCCUGUCCCAGAUGCGCAUCGGCAGCCGUGUGGACAUCCAAGACAGUGACACCGGCCGCUGGGACCGCCCCGGUGUAGUGGUCGGUGUCGGGCAGCGCCGCACCUACCUGGUGAAGACGGGAAGCGGAAGAGUCCUCUGGCGGAAUCGGCGAUUCCUCCGUCCCUACCGGCCACUGCUUGAGACUGGAGGGCCACCCGCCGCUGAGCCGCCCCGCGCGGCCGCAGACGGCGCAACGCCCGGCGAGUCCGUGCCCGCCACCGUCGGCGCAGCCGCACCGCGGCCGCCCCCUCUGCGCCGGAGCAGCCGUGCGCGCCAGCCCCCCGAUCGCUUGUCCGUGCGCUGGGGUGGUGUGACCUAUUCUCCGUAGUGAAGACGACCGCAGUCGUCUUGGGGGGAGAUGGUGUGUUGUCGUGUGUUUCUGGCGCACGAGCGCACCCGUGCCGCCGCCCCGGCUCGUGCCCGAGGCCUGAGUGCGCCCGUGCCGCCGCCGCCUGCCCCGGUCCGUAGCUGAGUGCGCCUGUGCCGCCGCCAGCUGAUUGGGCCCGCCGGACGACAAGACUGGCGCGGAUAGGCAGAGACGACGCACGCCAUUACGUUUGUUUACUUGGUGAUUAACGUAACGACUCAGGAAAGAGCUCUCGUAAUAAAUCUCGUUUAACUCAUUAAAUACAACUCUUUCA